GGUUCCUUUGCUAUCGUAGGGUAGAUGCCCGACGGUAAAGCUUUGGGGAAUAUUAAUCAAGGCAGUUGCGCCUGUUCUUUUGAAAUGUAGAGGUGAAGAGAAAGCGAGUUAGUAUUGAACUUGAUUCCCAAACUUUCCAUCCUCUGCAGUCUUGCUUGAAACCCCCUUUCUCUCCCCUCCAUCACCAACUUCAAUAUCAAUCAAUCAAUUACAAACCCAGCCCACCAUCAUGUCCUCCUCCCAGGAAAAACCCCUCAAAUCCUACCGUGGCAACUGCCACUGCGGCGCCUUCAUCUUUACCCUCCUCGUUCCGGAAAUCACCACUGUUAUGUACUGCAACUGCUCCAACUGCCGCAAAAAGGGCUACCUCUGGUUGAUUCCCGACACGACCAAAGGCCACAAGUUUGAAGUGGUCAAGGACGAGGGAAAACUGACCGAAUAUGUGGCGGGCCCGAAGGGAACGAAGUACAAGUUCUGUAAGGUGUGCGGGACGGGAGUUUGUGCUAUCUAUAAGAAGGAGCAGGAGGAGUCUGGGAAGGAAGGGCAGGGGGUAUUGGUGAAUGUGAGGGCGCUGCAGGAGUUGAAGAUCUGGGAUUUGGAGGUUAAGGAAUUCGACGGCAAAAGCAUCCCGCCCCCAUACCAACCCGCCCCCUUUGACGGUCCCGAACCCACGGCCCAAGUCGAAAACGGCGUCGUCUACCAUGGCUCUUGCCAUUGCGGCGCCGUGAAAGUGGCCGUCAAGACUAAAGGGCCGCUGGACAAGACGUACAAGGAGAGGGUUAUUGACUGCAAUUGUAGUGUUUGCCAGCGGGGCGGCUACAUCUGGAUCUACCCCUCCUCCUCCCAGCAACUCUCCUUCACUCCGCAAUCCCGGGCGAACCUAACCUCGUACGCCUGCAUCUCCAAGCUUAUGUGCAAGACCUUUUGCAAGACGUGCGGCGUGCACCUAACCAACGAGUUUAACUCGGCCGCGACCGAGGAAGAGAUCGGGGCCGCCAUGAAAGGAGAGAAUGGGGACAUUGUGAUGAGUUGGAUCAAGAGUGUUUUUCCGAUUAAUAUCAGGUGCUUGGACCGGUGCCCUGGGGAUGAUAAUUGGGAAUUUGAUAAGUGUGUGAGGGAGUUGAAGGUGGAGAAGGGAGAUGGAUGGGGGAAGAUUCAGCCGGGGUAUGUGAAUCCGUAAAAGGUUAUGGAUGUUCUCAUGGUAGACUGUAUGUUUCGUAGAUGACGAUUAACUCUUCAUGAGGAUCUACUGAGACCUUUGACUUUGGGUGUCGAGUUUGGAGCGGAAACUCUGAACCCUUGAAUAGGUAGGCCAGAAGGAGGAAGAUUAUGCUGAAAAGAAACAUGCGAACAACUUCUUGCUACACUCCUCCGAAACCAAACAACGUACCUGCCAAAAGACAAGUAGUAAAAACGGACUGGAUCAUGACAACCCAGCAAGCUGAACAAUCUUGGACGUCACCACCAACUUUGUCGAGAUUUAUGACAGAUUGCCUAGAUAUUUCGUUCCUGAAAAGGGGGUAAUCUGUC
Messenger RNA from Neurospora hispaniola, 1530 nucleotides. Its product is annotated as Mss4-like protein. The transcript is spliced from 3 exons. Lineage: Eukaryota; Fungi; Ascomycota; Sordariomycetes; Sordariales; Sordariaceae. The record is from RefSeq and is a predicted model, not a curated record. Bases 230 to 1180 code for a protein of 316 amino acids. Gene Ontology annotation, molecular function: carbon-sulfur lyase activity.